Molecule: messenger RNA, 1419 nt
Organism: Laccaria bicolor S238N-H82
Lineage: Eukaryota; Fungi; Basidiomycota; Agaricomycetes; Agaricales; Hydnangiaceae
Exons: 4
Coding region: 1-1419 (472 amino acids)
Source: RefSeq, a predicted model, not a curated record
AUGGUUGCUUUCCUCCCACUGGCGACCUUCUCCAUCGUCGCAUGCGUCUGCGGACAGCAGGUACUCGGCUUUCGCAACAUUACUGUCGAUGAUACGGAUCCCAGCAUAAAUUACUCAGGGAUAUGGCGCCUUGCUCUUCCUGGGGAUGGAAUGGACGUUGGAGGGACACACGUGGUUGCAGAGGUUGAUCCCGAUGCGUACGCGCGCUUUACAUUCACUGGUGUCGCCCUAUAUUUUCAUUCACCCAAGUGGCCAUACCAUGUCAACACCGACGUAUCUUUGGAUGGCGAACCAAUUAGAACCAUUGAUCUCCAAGAUUACACCCACGCAACGUUGGAAGCAAGUGGGGCAUCUCUAAAAUCUACCAUCGUCGCUUCUUGGGUUGGGCUUGAAAAUACGCAACAUACAUUGCUCAUUUCCAAGACAAAAACUACGCCCUUCUAUGUUCUCGAUGCUUUGACAUAUACCGUCCUGGAUGCAACAGACGUCGCUGGAUCGACAUCACCUAUAACUCCGUUGAAGACAUCAUUCAGGACUCCGCGCAGCUUACGUCGUGAUUUGUAUUCCAGUGGUGGUGUUCUAAACGUUCCCGCCAUCGUCGGGGCGGUGAUCGCAAUUAUCGUCAUCAAACUUAUGAUCUGUAUUUGGUGUGUAUGGUUCAGAAGGCGCCGCUAUACCAGAUAUGUUGCACCUGUGCAAAUGUACCCCCCGGCUGGUCCCGGAUCAUUCCCUCCUCCUCCUCCACCUUACCAGGGCUUUCCAUCACCGAUAAACCCUCUCUACCCGACGAACCCGCCCGUCAACCCCACUUUCCCUAACUCCCCACUCCACCCGUCGUACCCACUCACCCCCAUCAGCCCGUACGGCCCUCCAAAACCAAUCGAACCUUUCAAUCCUUACGUGGGAUUCAACACCAUACCAACGAGAAGACCUGGCAGCGGCAGUACGACCAGGCGCGACCAGCAGCCAAACGACGUGCGGCCCAUUCCCGAUCGGGGUGGAGUGCGCCCCAUUUCUAGUGGAGAUGGAGUGACCCCCAUCCCCGCUGCAGCGAGAAGAGAGAGCCGCCAGCCGGCACGUCAGGACCCGCGCAUCACGCAGGCGGACGGACUAGCUACCCCCAUCCCGACAACAAACUCAACGCGUCGAACAGCGCCUGGUUCAGAAUUAGCAAGUGUGAGACCCUCUUCUGGCGGGGACCUGCCUCCUCCUCCUGAUUACACGGAAGAGGAUGGUCGACCUGGGAGUGGCCCUGGACGUGGAUUGGACGGGAACGUCAACGCAUCGUCUGACGGACAACCGACUGCAUCAAAUUCAGACGGCUCCGCUGGGAAUAGAGUUUCUGGAUUUUCAUACCCGCAACCCCUCUCGUUUAUGCCGGUUAAUUAUCUGGACUUUGGGACUAAGUGGGAAUUUUGA